Molecule: messenger RNA, 1624 nt
Organism: Heteronotia binoei (common prickly gecko)
Lineage: Eukaryota; Metazoa; Chordata; Lepidosauria; Squamata; Gekkonidae
Gene: EIF3J
Product: eukaryotic translation initiation factor 3 subunit J
Exons: 8
Coding region: 65-808 (247 amino acids)
Cellular component (GO): cytoplasm; eukaryotic translation initiation factor 3 complex
Molecular function (GO): translation initiation factor activity
Source: RefSeq, a predicted model, not a curated record
GGGCCGGCUGCUUCCGCUCAUCCCGGCAUGCCGUGCGCGGCCUCGUUGUGGGCGACGGAGCGCGAUGGCGGCCGAGACGGACUCCUGGGACGCCGACGCCUUCGAGGCCCCCCCGCCCCCCGCAGGGCCCCUCCGCACCGCCGCAGACCGCUGGGCCGGCGAGGACGAGGACGACGACGUCAAGGAUAACUGGGAUGAUGAGGAGGAGGAGGAAAAGGAGGUGGAGGUAAAACCAGAGCCCAAAGUUUCAGAAAAGAAGAAAAUAGCAGAAAAAAUAAAAGAGAGGGAAAAUCAGCAGAAGAAAAAACAAGAGGAGAUUAAAAAAAGGAUAGAGGUAUCAGAAGAGCCUAAGGAACUUACCCCAGAAGAAGUGUUAGCAGGUAAACUCCGGCUACAGAAAUUACAAGAAGAGGCUGACCUUGAAGUAGCAAAAGAAAUUUUUGGCGUAAGCAACACGUUUGGAAUAGAUGCAAUGAAUCCAUCUUCAAAAGAUGACUUUACGGAAUUCGGCAGAGUUUUAAAAGAAAAAAUAACACAGUAUGAGAAAUCCCUAUAUUAUGCUGGCUUUUUGGAAGCCUUAGUAAGAGACAUUUGUAUUUCAUUGGAAGUUGAUGACUUGAAAAAGAUCACAAAUUCCUUGACAGUUCUAUGCAGUGAGAAGCAGAAACAAGAGAAGCAAAACAAAGCCAAAAAGAAGAAGAAAGGCGUGGUUCCAGGCGGGGGAUUGAAGGCGACCAUGAAAGACGACCUUGCGGAUUAUGGUGGCUAUGACGGGGGUUAUGUCCAAGACUUCGAAGACUUCAUGUGACCUUUCUCCUCCUUUCUGUUGUCUUUCUGUUGCCCAGAAUUCCGUAAAUGUGUAGCACAACUUCUUUCCUUUUAAAUUCUGCCAAAUGCUACAAUCAAAAGUGCAGCAGUGUUUUUGUGCUGGCAGCCUUUCGACGCCGGGCUGCAAAAGCAUUGGAUGCCCCAUCUUGACGUCAAGGGAAUAAAAUUGAGGCUCGGUUUGCUUUGCUUGAUCAUAGGACAGGACUUUAAAGAAUAUUUGACUUCAUAGCAGCAGCAGAAGCAGCACCCAGUUGGAACCGCAAGGCCCAAAUUAGGUUACCGGCACCACAUAGUAAUAACCUUAACCGUGCUCUCCAGUUGACUCUCCGCCCAGUUUGCAGCAGGCAUGGGGGUGUGUGUGCAGCAGCAUUAGUGUUAAGAAUGGCUUUCUCUCUCUGUACACUUAGAGCUUGAGAUGUUUGUGGGAGAGUGGGCAAGGGCUGCAGCGGGGAGGGUUCUGCCCGUGGCCACACAGCUGUGGAAUCCUCCUUCCUUCAGCACUUGAAAGCAGCGACUAACACUGGUUUAGCCCGGAUCUGUUGCAUUUGGGGGGGAAGCGUGUCUCUCCAGUCGAGGGGGGGGGCCUGAGCGUGUCUUGCUUCGACUCGGUGGGGAUUCCUUGCCACCCCGUCUCGGUGGCCACGGCUGAGCGCCGUCUUCUCUCAUUUCCAGAACCCCCGCUUAUCGAACUGCAACAGUUAUGACAGUUGGGCAAAUUGUUAUGUUAACAAUUAUGACAUCUGCAAUGUUUUAUAAGAAGUGACUAAUUUAAUAAAAUCACUAUUGUGAGGGCUGA